UUGCUAUUUGACAGCUCGUCUGUUCUGUUCCUGCGCAUUACCAUUACAGACUGUCCGACACAGACGGAGGGAGACGCAUUUUCUCUUGCGCUGACAGCACUGGAUGUUAUAAAUGUGUGAUUUUUACUAUGCUAAAUGUUCACAAAAGGGGGGCAUGUACCAAUCAACUCCGGUCUGAUCGAUGAAGAUGUGAGGAAUACCGACUGGGUCUGAAGAUUGGUGUUGAGAUGAGGAAGACAUGAUGUAGCCAUGGAGCUGUGCAUCUGUAGUUAGCGUUAACAGGGCUCACCGUAAAGACAGCGCUUCUCAUCCAAUCGAGUUCCAACCUUCGUGAGUCAAGAUUUUCAACCCUUCUUAAAAAUGAGACUAAAGUGAUCAGUGAUUAGGGAGAUGACGACUUUCCAGGACGUGAGCUGGCUGGUUCAGGUGGCGCUCUUCUGCGCCUCUGUUCUGGUCGUACUAGCCUGGCUCAUUCAGUUCUUGCUGGCCUUGCUGCGCCCUAGGUGGUGCGCCAUAGUCCAGGGCAAGAGGGAGACCCCCUGGCAGCUGCCUCUGAGUCUCACCCACCAGACCCUGACAGGUGGCGUAUGGGGUUCCCUCUUGAGACUGAGGCUGGGGCGAGAUGGGGCAGGGAGUGACACAGAGGCGGGUGUCAAAGGUCUUUUGUCUUCGCUCUUUGCAUUCAAGUCGUUCAGGGAGCACUGGCAGAGAGCCUGGGUGCGAGCACUCAACGAACAGGCCUGUAGGCAAGGGAGCUCCAUUCAAAUCACCUUUGAUGACAGUCUUCAACUCCCAAACUCUGCGUCCAUUGACCAUGUGACUCGCACUGACCAAUCAGCACGCAGUAUGGUCCUUCAGUGCAAUUGCUCGGUUGACACUGUAACAUUCCCGGUGACAGUCACUCAGCAGUCACCUGCAGCUGUUUCCAUGGAUACCUACCAGAUCACAAUGCAACCAAUGCUGGCUCAGUUACAGGUCUGCCUUGAGGAAGUGGAGGAAGAGGGUCUCCUUGUGUCCUGGACUUUUUCCAAGCAGCCUCAGCUGUCUCUAACUGUAACUCCAUGCCAAAGAGUCCAGAAAGAGGGCUCUGAUGUAGAGGUGGACAGUAAUAUGAUUGCUGCGCUGGUAGAGGACACACUGUACACAACACACCCUGCGAUGAUCCUCAACCUGAGAGCCUGUGUAUCAAGUCCUGCGUUUCCACGGGAGAAGCAGAUUGGUGGUCUGAACUCUCCAUCUCAGAGCAUGCCUGUCAGACGGAUUCUGGUACAGCAACUCAGAGCAACAAAUGUCAAAAAAGGAUUACAGACUCAUGCAGGAGAGCUUUGUUGUGUUCUGAGUCUGGACACUCCCUCCAUUGAACGAAGAACAGGCUUCCUUACUCCUUCCCCUAGUCCUGGAGCAGCCCUGCACUGGACUGAAGAAUUUAUACUGGAUUUAGGACCAGAAACCAAAGAACUCAAAGUAAGGCUUGUGGAGAGAAACGGCACAGAAGAGCAGUUUUUACCUGGUUGUGCUUCCUUACCACUGGAUCUCUCUAAAAGAAUUCCCAACGGACUACAGAAGCUGCCCAUCGCUCCAGGUCACGGUCUUGCGCCAACUGCAAUUGUAACACUAGAGCUGUUGUAUUUGGAGUCCAGUGAUUUGCUUGCAUGUGAAAAUGCAGCUCCUCUGCGGUCUUCAGUCACUCCCUCAAAGAAAGUGGAUGUGGACCGUGCUAUCAUGCCCGAUGGCACUAUUGUCACCACGGUUACCACCAUCCAGUCUCGACUAAAACUGGACCGUAAACCAGGAGACUCUCCGUCUAGGUCUCCCUCAAAGGUGGAGGUGACUGAAAAAACUCCCGCUGUGCUCACUACCAGCUUGCAGAGCACAAAUCCCAGCCCAACACCCAGCAGCACCCUCCCUAAUGGGCUGGACCCCAUAGCCGAAACAGCCAUCCGGCAACUGACCGAGUCAGCCAGCAAGGCACCCAAGAAGACACCUACGAAACGCAGCACUCUCAUCAUAUCUGGGGUGUCAAAGAUCCCCAUUACUGAGGAUGACUCCUUAUCACUGGGCUAUGCUGCAGCCAUGGACGCAGCCCUACAGGGGGCGCAUUCUCCCAGCGGAGCCUCGAACCACCAUGGAGCUUCUGCGAAUCAGGAAACAGACGAGACCACUCCGUCUGAUGUGUCAGAGCGGCCCUCUGUGGAUGACGUGGAGUCAGAGACAGGAUCGACCGAAGGGCUAGAGACACGCAGCCUCAAAGACCACAAAGUGGGAUUCCUUCGCAGUGGUACCAAGCUACUGUUCCGCAGAAAACACAGAGAGAAAGACCCCAGUUUUAGUCAGUCCCAUGAAGAUGUCUCCAACCUGGGCAAUGACUCCUCCACAGCCUCCUGCUCCUCCACCAGCCGUAAAAAGUCUGGAAGCUUCUCUCGUCGCCUCAUCAAACGCUUCUCGUUCCGUUCAUCCAAGACAAAGGGCAAAUCUAGCACUGCCAAUGGAGGAGCCAGUGCUGCAGACAACUAAAGAGAGAAACUGAGAGAGACGUGGUGCGGGCACCAGUCAAAUGAGUGUAGAAUUGGCUCCAGAAUGAGUUAUUUAUCUUAUAAACUGAUUGUCCACCAGUCGGGGGUAACAUCAUACUUCAGACCACAUUAUUCCCAGCCAGCCAGCCCUUGGUGUCCUCUGCCUGGAACAUCAUCCCUCAAAUAUGGCCACAGCUUUGCAGGAUGAAAAAAAAUCAACUAUCUAUGGAAAAUAUAAGGAUUUGCUGGUCUAAUUAAAUUUAGAUAAGGCUGCUAUUGUGGAUGAACAAAUGUGCGAAUAAACUAGAGAAACUAUGGAUGAGGGUGUCGUGCGGUGACGGUUAUCGAGCACAAGGCGGCGACACAGACCAAUGACUAUAAAUGCCUCCAACGCUGUUGAUAUGUGUCGUUUUUCUUAUUUAUUUUGUUUCAUCAGUUGCACUUUGGAUCUUGAGCUGAUUGUUUACAAUGCUGGGGAGCUCUUAAUUCGUCGUUUUUAUCAUGUUUGUGUAUCGUUUACUUUUUUCGGCACUGAUUUAUGUCUCAUGAGCACAUUAGGAGUAUUUCAAGGGUGAUAUGAUACUAUAUGACAUGCCUUGAGCUUUGUUCUCGUUUUGCUGUUGCUAUAGCAUUUUAGAUCAAGAGAUAUUGUUCCCUGUUUUCAAAUAGUGGUACGUUUGACUUUCAUGUGGCUUAAUAAUCUUUUCUUUUUUUUUUUAAUUAAUGUUUCUAUUGGUUUAAAAAAAAAAAAAAAAACAAAAACUCAUAACUGUAGGCAAAUCGCACUAAAUUAUGUUUGUGUGUUUUUGUUGUAAAGUAAAAGCCCUUCAUAUGAGAAAAGGGAAUCGCCACAGGAAAACUACAUUUGUGUAUAUUUAUAAAAUAUUCCACAAAUCAUUGUAAAUUAACAAUUUCUUGGACCACAUCAGGCUGACUUUGCAGUGGAAAGUGUUAUUUUCUAGGGUGCACGUGAAAACAAUUAAAGCUCAGGGGAUACUAUAAAAGGUGAUCAAUAACGUUUAAUCACUUUAUUUUUACAGAUAUCACUUCUUGAACGAAACCUGCGUUUUCCCACUAAUAUACUUCCCCGUUUCCUCCUGUUUUCAUUUAGUUGCAAAUAACGUAUCCAGAGGGAACGGGAAUCCUCGCGCGUUUUAUUUAAGCAUAAGUAUGAUUUUAGUCGUAGGAACAUCACAUAUUUGUUUUUAUUAUAAUAUGGAGCUUGACGUUUUACAGUUGUAUGUUUAUGUAAACUACUAAGGAAACGUUUCCGGGUCUCUGCCCCAUUCCACAAGACCCCUUGCAAUAUUUCAGCAUAUCGUUUAAUCAAAACUUUUUGACGUUUCUGAGCUCUGAAGUUAAUAACUACAGGGAAACACAUCUGGAAUAGAAUUGCUUUAUGGUUUUUCUCGCAGUUUACACAUCAAUGGCAAAGCCCUUGUUUGCUGGAACUCCUUGAACACAUUGAGCCUGAGAGAACUAAUAAAGCUUGAAUUAUGUUAUAAUAUGACCAGAAUGCGAUAAAAGCGAACAGCCUGAAACGGAGGAAGUGGACUUCCCAAGGUAUACGGAGCUUUAUAUUAUUGUGGUCAAUUUGAUGUUUAAUUUAUUCAGAAUAAAUUAUUUUUUAAAAAUUAAUUACGCUUUUUUUUCUAUCCAUUAUUAUUAUUAUUUUUACCCAGACCAGAUAUCAGAUCGAAGAUCAGUUAUAUUUAUAUUUCGUUUUUGCAGAGAAAGCACAUUUGUGAACAAUGGGGAUCUGGCAAGUAUCCCGAAAAGAUACUUUGCAAGUUUUUAUAACUGCUGUUAUAUAAUUGAAAAUGUAUUCAUCGACAAGUUGCCGUAAUGUACCUUUUUAAUCGAGAACAAAAAUACAAAUAAUAUAAAGAGACAACAUAAGAGAGUAAACGAAAAGGAUCUGAAUUUUAUUCUAUGAAUGGUUUAUCAAUCAUUCAUGAUAUUCUUCUUCUUUAGGUUUUAUGGCGGGUUGCGAACCAACUUAAUAGGUGCAUACCGCCACCUUCUGUGACGGAGUGUGAAGAUAAUGAAAUCUGUAUUUCUUCCUAUUCCCUAUAUCCUAUAUUUUAAUCCACUGCUCCUAGUAAAUCUCAUUAUUGCAUUCAUUUGUUUCCCCGCAUUUGGACCAUCAUUUAAGAUAUUACUUAUUAUGAAUUCUUGACUUCAUACGGUUUGUAAUUCUUCCUCGAGACUCCUCCUUUCUCUUUCAUAUGCAGGACAUUCCAUCAACACAUGCUCUGCUGUCUCCUCUAUUGCACAAACCUCACAUAAACCUGUAUUAUGUUUCCCUAUGAUGUGUAAUGUAUAGUUAAGAUUUGAAUGUCCUGUUCUUAGAUAUGUGAAAAUAACCUGUUCCAAUCUACUUAUGUCGUGAAUGUUUUUCCUUUUUUUUUAAUGCUCCUUUGUACCUUCUGAUAAUGUCUUCCUGUUUGACAUGGAUCCCAAUAAGUAUGCCAUUUCCUAUUGCAUGCUUUCAAUACCAAAUGUUUCCCUUCUGAUCUGCUAAGUGAAAUAUUUAUACUUGGUUCAUCCAUCCUUAAUGAUUCUUUAGCCAUUUUGUCUGCUUCUUGCCUUGAAUUCCCACAUGUGCUGGUACCCACAUGAAAUGAAUUAAUAUUCCUAUCUGUUUUAGACUGUAUAAUGUAAUCAUGAUUUCUAUUAAAAUGUCACUUCUAUUUGUUUGAUUUGAUUGGAAACUCAUAAGAACCGCCAUUGAGUCAGAACAUAUUAUUACUUUAUCUGCUCUUACUUCAUAAAUCCAACCUAGUGCCAUUAAGAUUGCUAUCAUCUCUGCAGACAGAUGUACCAUCUGUUGUUCUUCCAAACUUCCUUACUACAAACUCUGGAACAUAAAAAGCUGCCCCUGUCCUUCCGGUUUCUUGGUUCUUUGAGCCAUCUGUAUAUACAUACUUUUAUAUAUUCUUUUACAUAUGUUUUUGUAUUAACUCCAUUCCUUUUUUCCUUAAUUCUUUCAUGUAGCUUUAAAUCAAUUUAAGGUUGUGUGAAUAACCAAGGUGGUGUCAGAGGUAUUGCAACUAUUGGAUCAAAUGACUUUGUAUCUAGACCAUUUAGCCCAUUUCUUUAUUUUCCAUGCAAAGCCUUUACCUGGUGUAUUUAUUGUUUCCCAACUUUCAGCAAGUACUCCCCUUACUGGAUGAUCACUGUUUUGUCCCUGAAGAUUAAUCCAGUAAUAAUGCCAUAGCUAGUUUCUCUCUUCUUAUAUACAGUGGCAUUUCUGAUGUUUCCACCUGUAAUGCUGAAAUUGGUGUAGUUUUAAUUGCUCCUAAAAUGAGUCUUAAUGCUUUAGCUUGCAUGAUAUUUAGUUUCUUUAGCAUAGUUGCAGGUGCAGAUUCAUAUACAAUACAACAAUAGUCUAGUACUGAUCGCAUAAAUCCAACAUAUAUACCCUUUAAUGAUUGUUUGUCUGCACCCCAGUCUUGUCCUGCAAACCCUCUCAUUAAGUUUAAUACUUUACUACAUUUCUUUAUAAUAUAAUCUAUGUGAUCUUUCCAAGCUAACUUUUCAUCAAACCACAUUCCCAGAUAUUUAAACUUAGAUACUUUUUCUAACGAUGUCCCAUAUAAUUUAAGUGGUUUGUUCUCUUUAAUUUUCUUUGUAAAUAUCUGAUAACAUGUUUUGGAUAUUGAAAAUUUGAACCCACAUUCUAGAGACCAUUUUUCAACUAUCCCUAUUGCUUCUUGAAUUAUUUCCAUAUUAAAGGAUAUAUUCCUCCCUCUUUUCCACAUUAUUCCAUCAUCCGCAUAUAAAGCCGUGUUAAUUCCUGGUGACACUCCUUCAAAUAUGUCAUUAAUCAUAAUAUUAAAAAAUAUUGGGCUUAUCACACUUCCCUGAGGUGUUCCGUUCUCCACUCUUACAGUUUGAGACAAUUCAUUACUUAUUGAACUUGGAUUGUUCUAUCAAAUAAAAAACUUAAAACCCAAUUAUAGAUUCUUCCCUCUAUUCCAAUUUUAAUAAUAAACAUUCUUCCCACA
Molecule: messenger RNA, 6523 nt
Organism: Myxocyprinus asiaticus (Chinese sucker)
Lineage: Eukaryota; Metazoa; Chordata; Actinopteri; Cypriniformes; Catostomidae
Product: phospholipid transfer protein C2CD2L-like
Exons: 15
Coding region: 391-2514 (707 amino acids)
Biological process (GO): positive regulation of insulin secretion involved in cellular response to glucose stimulus
Cellular component (GO): cytoplasmic side of apical plasma membrane
Molecular function (GO): phosphatidylinositol binding; phosphatidylinositol transfer activity
Source: RefSeq, a predicted model, not a curated record